AUGCCACAGCCAGACGAAAAUGUUGGCAGGAUUCUGGCUUCGUCAGUAUCCGGUACGACACUUUUAAUUAUUGUCCAAGUAGCUUCUAGGCUAUUCACGUUCAUCGCAAAUCAAUUUAUCCUACGAACUCUAUCACCGGCAAUCCUUGGAGUUGGCACUCAACUGGAGUUGUACUUUAUUUCGAUACUGUACUUUUCCCGGGAGAGCAUCAGGACAGCGAUUCAACGACAACCUUUGCAUAGAAAUUUUUCCGCUGCUAACCCCAAGGAAAGCCCUGAUCAAAUAUGUGGAAAGCCCAAUCAAAAGAUUCAACCUCAGACAACAGAAUCGCAGUCGGUAGUGAACAUGUCUUACCUGAGUCUCAGUAUGGGAGUUCCAUCAGCCUUGAUAUUCGCGACAUUAUACAUACGUUUCGCCUCCCAGGAAGUUUCCGAAACGCCAUUUUAUCACGUUGGCGUGGCCAUCACCACCAUCGCAUCCCUUAUGGAGCUCUGCGUCGAGCCUUUCUUUGCUGUGGUUCAGCAGUACAUGCUAUACAAGAAGCGCGCAAUUGUUGAAACAGCCGCAGCAUUUAUAAAGAGCUUGGCCGUAUGUGGCUUGUUCACGUGGGCUUCCUGGAGUAGCCGCGACUUGGGUGUCUUACCAUUCGCGCUGGGCUAUUUUUGCUACUCCUUGGCUCUUAUAUCUGGGUAUUUUCUUACUAUACCAAAGUUAACAAGUCAAUGGCGGUUUUCGUUGCUCCUUACCCAGAUUAGCCCAAGGGAUAAUUCAACCUAUCUGUCGAACAGGUUUCCCAGGCGCUUAGUUGCACUCUCCACAAAUGUUUUUUUCCAGUCUAUUGUAAAACACCUGCUCACACAAGGUGACGCAAUGAUACUGGCAGUAAUGACUAGCUUGAAAGACCAAGGAAUAUAUUCCCUAGCCUCCAAUUACGGCGGUCUAGUAGCCCGUGUUCUAUUUCAACCCAUUGAAGAAAACAGCCGGAUUGUCUUUUCAUCUCUGCUUAACUCCGGGAAACAAUAUGGCAGCAAUGUCAGCGCAGCCAAGGCACAUCUAACUGACAUUCUACGGGCGUAUGGCAUGCUAACUGUCCUUAUAUUCCCUCUCGGUCCGUAUCUGGUUCCUCGAGUACUCCUUCUUCUUGGUGGACACAGGUGGGCUGCUCCUGAAGUUGGUAGCUUACUUUCACUAUAUUGCUAUUACAUACCAUUUUUGGCUUUCAAUGGUAUAACUGAAGCUUUCGUUACGUCUGCAGCUAGUCCCUCUGACCUCCGGAGACAAGCUUACUGGAUGGGACUGUUUUCAGCGAGCUUUGCUCUAGCAGCUUACCUAUUUCUAAAAAUUGGUGGCUUGGGUGCCCAUGGGUUAGUUUACGCUAACAUAUUCAAUAUGGCAGUCCGUACGGUCUGGAGCUUCAUCUUCCUUCGAUCGUAUUUCAGCCAGCACGGCAGUAGCCUAGCCCUGACUGAAAUCAGCGUACGACCCCAAACCUUGAUUGUUGGGGCUCUAUCAUCAAUCAUCCUAACCAGACAAAACUAUAACGACACUUACUCUCGCUAUUCUGUGAAGGCAUUAAUGUUUGGUAUUGGUUAUUGCCUCCUCGUGUAA
Molecule: messenger RNA, 1608 nt
Organism: Aspergillus alliaceus
Lineage: Eukaryota; Fungi; Ascomycota; Eurotiomycetes; Eurotiales; Aspergillaceae
Product: Rft protein-domain-containing protein
Exons: 2
Coding region: 1-1608 (535 amino acids)
Biological process (GO): dolichol-linked oligosaccharide biosynthetic process; glycolipid translocation
Cellular component (GO): endoplasmic reticulum membrane
Source: RefSeq, a predicted model, not a curated record